This is a messenger RNA of Pogonomyrmex barbatus (red harvester ant), 2202 nucleotides long. RefSeq names its product SWI/SNF-related matrix-associated actin-dependent regulator of chromatin subfamily A-like protein 1 (gene Marcal1). Gene Ontology annotation, molecular function: ATP binding. NCBI's taxonomy places the organism in Eukaryota, Metazoa, Arthropoda, Insecta, Hymenoptera, Formicidae. Gene Ontology annotation, cellular component: nuclear replication fork. The record is from RefSeq and is a predicted model, not a curated record. Gene Ontology annotation, biological process: replication fork processing; DNA repair.
UAACAUGUUACAAAAAUACGAAAAUAAAAAAGUAUGUUCUCCUGAAGAAAUUGAAAGGAAACGUUUAUUAGCGUUGCAAAGGAAGCAGCAAGCUCAAUUAAAAACGCAAAGUAUACUUACGAAUAGUCCAGCUCUUGAGCAAUCAAUAUUAAACAACAGUGGAAAGACACAAAAUACACUUAUGAAUCCAGCUUUUCAACAAUCAGUAUUAAACAACAGUGGAAAUGUUGCACGACACGAGAAGCCAAAUAAUCGUUUUAAUCCUAUAGAAUCAAAAAAUUUUUUCAAUCAAGUGCCAAAUGUAACAGGAAAAUGUUACAUGAUCAGUAAUGAUAGAUUUGCGUUAGAUGUACCAUUUAUACCUGCAAUUAUUAAUCUAUUUAGAACAAUUCCAAGUAGAAAUUAUGAUCCAAAAACUAAAAUAUGGAAUUUUCAUAUCAAUGAUUAUAACAAUCUGCUGAAAAAACUGCAUCCCUAUAUGAAAUCUGUAACUGGAAUACCAGAGGAUGUCUUUCAGCUAUUCAAGAAAUAUGCAAAGUCAAACAAUCAAAUUCCAGAAUUAGAUUUGUUAAAAAUCGACAAGAAGUUGACAUAUUCUUUAAUGCCAUUUCAACAGGAAGGUGUCUGUUAUGGUAUAUCAAAGAAUGGCCGUUGCAUGAUCGCAGAUGAAAUGGGUUUGGGGAAAACUAUACAAGCAUUAGGCAUAGCUCAUUAUUUCAAGGAAAGUUGGCCACUUUUAAUCGUAGCUCCUUCAUCAGUCAAGUAUCAGUGGUCUGCAGCUAUAUACGACUUCUUACCAUCAGUGCCUACACAUUACGUCCAUCAUUUCUUAAAUGCAAGAGAUUGCAUUGAUGAUGAUAAAAUCACUAUAAUAUCAUAUAAUUUAUUACAUCAAAGUAUAGAUACUAUCGCAAAAUAUAUUUAUGGAUUUGUUAUUUUGGAUGAAUCUCAUGUCUUGAAGAACAUGAAUACUGCGAAAUUUCAAGCUGUUCGUCGAAUAUGUACUCAUGCUCGUCAUGUUGUAUUACUGACUGGAACUCCGGCUUUAUCAAGACCAAUCGAAUUGUAUUCUCAAAUUAGCCUCAUUUUACCACAUUUUAUGAGGUAUGAGGACUAUGGUGUAAGAUACUGCAACGGACGAAGAAAUGCGUUUGGUUGGGAUUUCACAGGCUGUUCAAAUAUGCAAGAGUUGCAAUUGCUACUGAAGGUCACUUGCAUGAUUCGAAGAAUGAAGGCUGAUACAUUAAAUCAAUUACCGUCUAAAACAAGGCAGGUGAUUAUUUUAGAUCCACUUUUGGUCAAAGCUGGCACCAAAGAAAUGGAGAAGAUGUCGCAACAAAUGCAAAAACAAAUCACAGGCUUGGAAAGGCAUAAUGCUUUAGUACAAUAUUAUACUGAGUCUAGCUAUGCAAGAUUGAAGGCAAUAUGCAAGUAUGUUACGAAUUUAUGAAAUAAAAAAAAAUGCCUUUUGUAUGCUCAUCAUCAAAAUGUUUUGGAUGCCAUUUGCGAGAUUGCUGAAUCUAUGGAUAUACGAUACAUAAGGAUCGACGGCAAGACUAAUCCAGAGCAAAGGAAACUCCAGGUCGAUAAGUUUCAGGAAUGCGAUGAUUAUUUGGCAGCAAUUUUGUCAAUUACAGCUGCAAAUGCAGGCAUUACAUUAACAGCCGCACGUCUCGUGGUCUUUACUGAAUUAUUCUGGAAUCCGGGAGUUUUAUGUCAGGCAGAAGACAGGGUGCAUAGAAUCGGGCAAAAGCAUGAUGUCACAAUCCAGUAUUUAGUGGCCAAAGACACUGCAGACGAUUACAUAUGGCCGUUGAUAAACAAGAAACAGAACGUUCUGAAUUCAGUCGGCCUCGAACAGGACUUCUCGAUACAUAAUGUCGACGCCACAGCGCAAAAGGAAAGCAAUCAAAAAGACUUAUCUUCGUUUUUGGAUAGUUCUUCGAAGACAGAAUCACAAUCACAGCAUGAGCAGGAUAGUUCUUCUUCAAUUAUGCAAAACAAUAAAGAAUUGAUUCCAGAACCAUCUACCUCUGCAGACGAUUUUAAAGAUUUACUCGAGAAUAAUGAAGAAUUGUUUGAUUCCUGUGGUUGGGAUAAUAUUAUGUGAUUGCGUAAUGUUUUCGUUAACUAUGUUCCUGCUUGUGCUCAAAGAAAAAUAUUUUUUAUAUGAGAUAAAAUAAAAGUUGUUUAAAUUACAAA